AUGGUAAAUCAUGGUAACGAGAAAUUUCAUACUUUUUCAGACCUCCAGCUCCCCGUGGUGAACGCGUGGGAGGUGACGACGGAGCCGAUCGUCGUGAACAGCUCCAUCUGGACCACGAUGUUUCCUGUGCAGGAGGAGAUCAACGCCGUGCAGAGCGAUAGGAUCGUUGUGAAUAUCAACCUGACGAGACGGUCCUCGACUUAUAACAUCGCGCUGUAUACUCCACUGAUUGUCCUAGUAAUCUUCUUCCUAAUGUCGUUCUGGACGGAGCCGCUGCAGGUGGAGCGAGUGAGGCUGUACACGGGCGCGGUGAUCAUCAUGUGCAUGGGGCUAUGCUACAUCGACCGCCUCGUGCCGUGCUACACGCUGCCCACUAUACGUGAGUGUCAGUCAGGUUCUAAUAUAUACGGUAAGCGCUACUGCGGGCUGUACGCUGCCAACUUUACGUAUAGUAAGUGUCAGCUACAUAGUGGUGCUGCUGCAGGCUGUACGUUGCCAUCUAUAAAUAAGUAUCAGAAUAUAAUAUACUAG
Molecule: messenger RNA, 531 nt
Organism: Aricia agestis (brown argus)
Lineage: Eukaryota; Metazoa; Arthropoda; Insecta; Lepidoptera; Lycaenidae
Exons: 3
Coding region: 1-531 (176 amino acids)
Source: RefSeq, a predicted model, not a curated record